CAGGGGACCCAGGAAGAGGGGGUGAGGGCCGGGCCGGGCACGGAAGCGAGCAGAGCCGGGCAGCAGGAAGAUGGCAGAGCCGGAGAUUCAGCUGCUGCUAGGCGUGGGGCUGAUUGAAAAAGACACCAAUGGAGAUACUCUGUGGGUAUGGUGUUAUCCUUCCACCACAGCUGAAAUGAGGGAUCUAUUGCUGAGAAAAUGCUGCCUUACAGAUGAAAAUAAACUGCUUCACACCUUUGUAUUUGGCCAGUAUAGAAGAUCAUGGUUCUAUAUCACAACAGUGGAAGUUCAAGAUUCUUCAGUCUUGAAAAAGGUGACUCACUUUUCUAUUGUUCUGACUGCCAAAGAUUUUAACCCGGAGAAAUAUGCAGCCUUCACUAGGAUAUUGUGUAGAAUCUACCUGAAGCAUGGAAGUCCAGUUAAAAUGAUGGAGAGUUACAUUGCAGUUCUUACAAAGGGGAUCUGCCAGAGUGAAGAAAAUGGAUCGUUCCUCAGCAAAGAUUUUGAUGCCCGAAAGGCUUACCUUGCAGGUUCAAUCAAAGAUAUAGUAUCUCAGUUUGGUAUGGAAACAGUUAUCCUAUUCACUGCACUGAUGUUAAAGAAAAGAAUUGUUGUAUAUCACCCAAGAAUAGAAGUCAUCCAGGAGUUUACCAGGACUCUACCUGCUUUAGUGUGGCAUCGACAGGACUGGUCAAUUCUUCAUUCGUAUGUUCAUCUAAAUGAUGAUGAACUGGAAGCAUUAAAGACCUGCACAGGUUACAUUGCUGGAUUUAUAGACUCCAAAGUGAGCAAUAGACCGGAUCUAUAUGAUGUGUAUGUGAAUUUGGCAGACAGUGAAAUUACCAUUUCCCAGCAAGCGAAAGAGGCAAUGACAAUGGGAAAAUUGCACAAAGAAAUUGGUCAACUCAUUGUUCAGUCUGCAGAAGAUCCAGAUAAAUCAGAUAGUCAAGUCAUUAAGGAUAUUUCACUGAAGACAAAGGAAAUUUUGACUAAUCUGGCAUCAUUUACUGAAGUUUCUGAUGAUGGUGAGAAACCGACACUUAACUUUGAAUCCCUAAAACAAAAGCGAUAUCCACCAGCUACAGAAAACUUUCUUUAUCAUCUAGCAGCUGCUGAACAAAUGCUUAAGAUAUGACUUUGUUGAUACACUUAAAUGUUGUGGACCAAUAUGAAACUAUUCCCUUUGCCAUAAAACUAUGACUAUCUGCUACUUAUAUAAAAAAUUAAAGGUAGCAAAGAAAAUGUUACAUUUUUAAUGAUGUAAUGCAAAAUAUAGACAUUUGACCUGGAACAUGCGGCUACACA
Molecule: messenger RNA, 1305 nt
Organism: Caretta caretta (loggerhead turtle)
Lineage: Eukaryota; Metazoa; Chordata; Testudines; Cheloniidae
Gene: DENND10
Product: DENN domain containing 10
Biological process (GO): regulation of early endosome to late endosome transport; protein transport
Cellular component (GO): late endosome
Molecular function (GO): small GTPase binding; guanyl-nucleotide exchange factor activity
Source: RefSeq, a predicted model, not a curated record